CAUGUGGCUCAACCAAACUCUGCUCUCGCUCUCUCCUCCACCGGAUUUCUUGCUUAAUUCUUACGACUCCGGCCGGCCACUUCCUCCUCCUUAGCAGCAGCAGCAGCGGCGGCGGUGUGGCGCCCUGUGCACCACUACCAUCAUUGCCUCAACUAUGGCUUCCGUGUCCCUCUCCGGACCGAGGGCUCUCCCGACGUGGUCCAGCUCGGUGUCCGGCGACUCGCUGGGCGCGUGUGUGGCGCGACCCCGGUCGUCCGCUCGGCCACCGCGGGCGCCGGCGACGAUGGGCAACGUGAACGAGGGCAAGGGGAUCUUCGCGCCGGCGGUGGUGGUGGUGCGCAACAUCAUUGGCCGCAAGCGCUUCAACCAGCUCAGGGGAAAGGCCAUCGCGCUGCACUCGCAGGUCAUCACUGAGUUCUGCAAGACCAUUGGCGCCGACGCCAAGCAGAGGCAGGGCUUGAUCCGUCUCGCCAAGAAGAACGGCGAGAAGCUUGGCUUCCUUGCCUGAUCGAUAUACAUACAUAUGGACGCCUGCCUUCAUUUGAUUGAUCGAUCGAUCGCCUCUCUGAAAUGAAUUUCCCUAGCUAGCGGCCUAAAAAUGUGUUGUACGUAUACCUCCUCCUCGAUCAUCCUCUUCUGACCUCCACUCACUUGCAAUCCAUCCAUCCAUGGUACGUAUGCAUUGCGCUCAGUCCGGAACGAAUUAAUACCAGCAGCUACGCUGGCUAGCAUAUAUGUAUAUGCAUGUGUACCGACACGGACCGUAGCCAAUUAAGCGACACUACUGCAUUUCCUCCUCCGGAUGGAUCUCCCAAUCAAUUAUUUAUUUAUCA
This is a messenger RNA of Oryza brachyantha (malo sina), 833 nucleotides long. RefSeq names its product protein PROTON GRADIENT REGULATION 5, chloroplastic. The record is from RefSeq and is a predicted model, not a curated record. Bases 155 to 508 code for a protein of 117 amino acids. Gene Ontology annotation, biological process: response to high light intensity; photosynthetic electron transport in photosystem I. The transcript has 2 exons. Gene Ontology annotation, molecular function: electron transfer activity. Gene Ontology annotation, cellular component: chloroplast. NCBI's taxonomy places the organism in Eukaryota, Viridiplantae, Streptophyta, Magnoliopsida, Poales, Poaceae.